Molecule: messenger RNA, 996 nt
Organism: Bursaphelenchus okinawaensis
Lineage: Eukaryota; Metazoa; Nematoda; Chromadorea; Rhabditida; Aphelenchoididae
Source: the annotation of a GenBank genome assembly
AUGAGUCAGACCCUAAGCCUAAGCCCAAUUCAAAGUGUGAGAGUAAGUGUAAUCCUAAGCCUCAUUCAAAGUCUGAGAGAAAGUCAUAGCCUAAGCCAAAAGCAAAGCUUGACUUUAAACUUAAGCAUAAGCUCAAGUCACAGUCUAAGCCUAACUAAGCAGGAGCUUGAACCCAAGCAUGAGCCUAAGUCUGAAUCUGAGCCUAAAGCUGAGCCUUAGCCUAAAACUGAAGAGAAUUUUUUAGUCCGUGCUCAAAAUUAGUUUUAUGAUCAAACCAUAUAGGCUGUCUAAACUAUAGACCGUCUAAACUUUUGCUCUAACUUACUAAACCUAAACUAAAAAAUGUUAUAUGUAUUAUGAAAUUUACCCAAAAAACUUUUUAAGCUUGCAUAGUCUAAAAACAAUAAAAAUCAAACCCUAAAAACCCCCACCCUUUGUUUAAACAAAUUCCAACGAAAAAACAUAAGCGGCUUCUUCAAAAACUUAAAGCAGAGUUAAGUCGCUAAAUUUUCCUCAUUCAGAUUUUUGUUGGCAUUCGAAAAGCGACGCGCUUUUUUUCGCCUCAAGGUCGUGGAAAGCACAAGGAAUUGAGAUUUAAUUUAAUUAGCUAUGUACACAGGUGAGACAACCGUGACAUUGGAACGGUAUGGAUGUUGGUGUUCCUUGAGCUGGAAAAUUAUUCGGUUUGAAUUUUUUUGUUUACGAGUUUAUUAAAAUUAAUUUAUUAUCAAUAAAUAAAGCAAAUUUCAGCUUUAACAUACUAGACGAAUAAAUAUUCUAAGCCUGAGCUUAAACUUAAAGGCUAAGGCUAAGGCUAAGGCUAAGGCUAAGGCUAAAGCUAAGGCUAAGGCUAAGGCUAAGGCUAAAGCUAAGGCUAAGGCUAAGGCUAAGGCUAAAGCUAAGGCUAAGGCUAAGGCUAAGGCUAAAGCUAAGGCUAAGGCUAAGGCUAAGCUAAAUAUAAAUCAAGGUUUCAUUUACGCUCGAACCAAGGCAUAA